GUCUCUGGAGACAGUUGUCAUUCACUCUAACGGGACCUGAGCUUCGAAGUGUGCAUCGUCUGGCAUUUGAGCGAAUUAAAAAAGUUCGCAUUUCACUGUUUGGCCUACAGUGCGCGCUUGGCGUUGACCGGCAACAAGGAGAAAUGGUUCUCAAGUCCGAAGACGGAGUUGUGCCUGAUGACCUCAGUCCAGAAGAAAUCCAGGAGCUGGAGAGCAUCCGGCGCAGAAAGCAAGAGUUACUGCAGGACAUACAAAGGCUGAAGGAUGAGAUUGCAGAGGUGACCAAUGAGAUCGAAACUCUGGGACAGACAGAAGAGAGAAAAAGCAUGCAGAGGAACAAACAGAUGGCCAUUGGCCGAAAGAAGUUCAACAUGGACCCAAAGAAGGGCAUCAGGUUUUUGAUUGAGACUUCACUCCUGAAAAACACCAGCGAUGACAUCGCCCAGUUUCUCUACAAGGGCGAGGGACUGAACAAGACAGCCAUCGGAGACUACUUAGGGGAGAGAGAUGACUACAACAUCCAGGUCCUGCACGCCUUCCUGCAGCUGCACGAGUUCUCAGACCUGAACUUGGUCCAGGCCCUCAGGCAGUUCCUGUGGAGCUUUAGACUUCCUGGUGAAGCCCAGAAGAUCGACCGCAUGAUGGAGGCUUUCGCCCAGAGAUACUGUCGCUGCAACCCUGGCGUCUUUCAGAGCACAGAUACGUGUUACGUGUUGUCCUUCGCCGUCAUCAUGCUAAACACCAGUUUGCACAAUCCUAACGUCAAAGACAAACCGACCGUCCAGAGAUUCAUAGCCAUGAACCGGGGAAUCAACGACGGAGGGGACCUGCCUGAGGAGUUGUUGAAAAACCUGUACGACAGUAUCAAGAACGAACCUUUUAAAAUCCCAGAGGACGACGGCAACGACCUGACACACACUUUCUUCAAUCCAGACAGAGAAGGGUGGCUGCUCAAACUGGGUGGACGAGUCAAAACCUGGAAGAGACGCUGGUUCAUCCUCACAGACAACUGCCUCUACUACUUCGAAUUCACCACAGAUAAAGAACCGAGAGGAAUAAUCCCUUUGGAAAAUCUCAGCAUCAGAGAAGUGGAGGACUCAAAGAAACCGAACUGUUUUGAGCUCUACAUCUCAGACCAUAAAGAUCAGGUGAUCAAGGCCUGCAAGACGGAGGCGGAUGGCCGAGUGGUCGAGGGAAACCACACAGUCUACAGAAUCUCAGCUCCGUCCAUGGAGGAGAAAGACGAGUGGAUCAACAGCAUCAAAGCUGCCAUCAGCAAAGAUCCUUUCUACGAGAUGUUGGCUGCUCGGAAGAAGAAGGUUUCCACUCUGAAAGGGUUGUGAGAAACCUGGACCUGAAUGUUUCACUUGCACACAAAACUAGUGGAGGUUAAGAGACUGUGGCUGCAUCCACUGUGUUCCUCUUUUUUUGUAACAACAGUGGCUCUUCUGAUGCGGCGUUAAGAUGAGCUUUCAAUAAAAGCCACUCCACGAUAAUCAACUGGAGGUUCUGACUUCUAAAAGGCCAAAUUCCUGAAUAGAAAUGAAGAACUUGUUUCCACAGCGACCUGGAUGCAAAUGACGACAAUCUGCUGAACUGACAGAUGAAGUGACUCCUCUCCAAUCCGAAUUGUUUACUCAGACGGCUGUCGAAGGUUUGUGUCUCCUGCUGAUGACUGUUGGCCAUCUGUUUGUUUUCUAUUUAUUCAUUCUCCUUUUGUUAUUUAUUGUUUGAUUGGUCACAUUAAAUCAGGAUCUCAGGCCGUGUGUGUUUUCACAUUGUCCCUUCUGCUUAAAAAAGCUGCUGUAUGUGAGUUUGCAAUA
This is a messenger RNA of Synchiropus splendidus (mandarinfish), 1823 nucleotides long. Its product is annotated as cytohesin-1-like. The coding region runs from base 144 to 1343 and encodes 399 amino acids. The record is from RefSeq and is a predicted model, not a curated record. Gene Ontology annotation, molecular function: guanyl-nucleotide exchange factor activity. Gene Ontology annotation, biological process: regulation of ARF protein signal transduction. The transcript has 12 exons. NCBI's taxonomy places the organism in Eukaryota, Metazoa, Chordata, Actinopteri, Syngnathiformes, Callionymidae.